AUGGAGCGUGCAAAGAUACUAUUUAUGCAGGACCCUAAAAAUAAAACCAGUCAGCCAUUCAAGUAUGAGCAUGUGUGGACAAUUAUGAAAGACUCCGUGUUGUUCGAGUGUACGUUACAACGGCGAAGUUUAACAAUGUCUCAACACAGUGGGCUCCCAGAGUCCCCAAUUUCACCUAAUCCUGAGCUAUUUAAUUUUUCUAUAAAUUUAAGUGAUGAAAAUACUAGUGGCGGUACAUCAUCACAGCGGCCAGAAGGCGUUAAAAAAACAAAAUUAAAGAGAAAAAAAAAAAGAGAUGAUGUGUCUGUCGUAGUGAAGACAAUAAAGGAAGUGAA
This is a messenger RNA of Striga hermonthica, 335 nucleotides long. NCBI's taxonomy places the organism in Eukaryota, Viridiplantae, Streptophyta, Magnoliopsida, Lamiales, Orobanchaceae. The record is from the annotation of a GenBank genome assembly.